UUCAGUGUUUUUAUAUUUUCGGAUUAUGUUUCGGUAAAAGUUAUAGUCAUGUUCUCGGUACCAUAAAGUUUCCAUAAGUUCUUGUGUUUUGUUGUAGUGUGGUGACACUGAGGUAUCGAUUUCUCGUGAAACCGCGUUGUCUUAUGUCGUGUUCCUGUUCGACCGUCAGGUGGAAUCGUAUUGACCAUGACAAUAUUCGUGUUCCUUUUACUGCAACUGAAUUAUUCUUAUACCCGGGCCACCGUGAUAUGCUCGUUCGUAGGGAGCGUACUGCCGUUGGGAUUGGCAUUUUCAACGUUUUGUAGAUCGAUUUGCAUGAUGGUCUUGCCACAACUGUUCUCCGACAAAGGUCGACACGUUCUGCUUAUGUAUGCGUUUAUGUUGACGUUUUCCGGACCUUCCAAGACCACGUUGCAGAAUACCGGGAUUCUAUCAGAAUCGCUCACUUGCCUUCAGGACGAAAUAGAAUCGUCUAUACGACAAAUCGUGGAAAUAAUUAGAAAACCGCUGCUGGCUGUCCGGUCUUCAGUGAUGCGUAUAAAAGCUGAACUAGCCACGGUCAUCGAUAAAAUGAAAAAAUCCAUGAUAGCCGUUAAGAAUACCGUGACGGCGUUAGUGCGGACAAUCAAGUCGGCGUACGAAUGGUUGUACAGUAUGAUGACCAUAUGCAACAAAAGGGUCGGCACGCCGUACCAGAGGUGCACGAGGAUGUUCGACGACGCGUUGGAUGAGUGCAAAGUUAGCGUGACACCUGUUUUCAACUGGAUGUGUUCAAUGUCGUACGUAGUGUCACACGUAUGUUACGCGGUCAAGUUUUUGGACAGUAUCUGCGAGUUUUUCGAUUUCAUAAACGAGUCUAUAUUCGGAUCUAUCCGAGACAGUCUGAAGAGUUAUGUGCGGCAAAUGACAAAUAUGUUUUACGUAUCCAUCGAGAUGAAACAUUCGUUUUCGUUCGAGUCCACCCCGAGCAGACUGUCCAGUGACAUCAUUCGUGGCAUAAUCACGGAAAUCAAAUAUAAGAUCGACAAUGUCGUCCUGUUGUUCGACUGGGCCGGGUUAAUUUUCUCGUUCUUCUUCUUGUACGUGUUUCUGAGGGUGUUGCAAUAUAGACAGAAGUAUUUGACGAUAGAUUCUUAUGAUAACAAAUACUUGACGCAGGAACUAUACGAUCUGGACGAACGGAAACAGAUCCUCGACCGACCUACUAUUUUUCCAUUAAGCAGGAUUGAAAAAAAUAAAUACAUAGAUCGAACGUCUGUCCAUCUGUUGCCGAGGGAGAGGAAAGCGCUGUUCCGGUCGUUGGCCAUAAUGGUGCUGGCCACGUUCAAGAUACUAAUACAGAUGGCCGUGGACUACAGUCUUUAUUGGAUAUUGAUCACAGUCAGGAAGUACGGCAGGAUGUCGUCGAAACUAGACCCGGUCGUGUUAAUCCUAACAUGGAUCUUGGCCAUUGUGCAACCGUACGGUUUACGUUUUCGGUCGUAUACUAUGGGAUACUAUCAUCCAGACGUGGCAAAGACUAGAGCAGUGUGGCUGCAUAAUCGCGUGAUUCUCAGGAGAAUCAAUUUUGUCACGUUCGCACAACGAUUCAUGCGUAGGAAAUUCGGCUUAGGCGGUGAAAAUAGUGCUACGGACACCUCGUGUUUGGAUUUCAUUUAUUCAAGAUAA
This is a messenger RNA of Sipha flava (yellow sugarcane aphid), 1668 nucleotides long. RefSeq names its product DC-STAMP domain-containing protein 2-like. Gene Ontology annotation, cellular component: membrane. The transcript is spliced from 11 exons. Bases 187 to 1668 code for a protein of 493 amino acids. The record is from RefSeq and is a predicted model, not a curated record. NCBI's taxonomy places the organism in Eukaryota, Metazoa, Arthropoda, Insecta, Hemiptera, Aphididae.